[Torrubiella] hemipterigena is the source of this 1964-nucleotide messenger RNA. NCBI's taxonomy places the organism in Eukaryota, Fungi, Ascomycota, Sordariomycetes, Hypocreales, Clavicipitaceae. The record is from the annotation of a GenBank genome assembly.
CGACCACGCCACGAGCAAUCACCAAAGAUUGGCCAACAAGCUGCAAAUACCAAAAGACGGUCAUAUAGAUUAAUAUUUAACAACAAUAAAUACCGUCCGUACGAACAUACCGCCGCAAUGUUCAACGCGCUCAACCGCUUCAUGUCCCGUCUCGACGGCGACACCCCGCAACGAAACCAAGAACAAGGAUCGUUUGGCUUCCAAGUACUACGAAAUACAACCUUACAGUUACCAAUUGAGCCCUGGUUUGACUUUAUCGUUGGAAUCAAUGGCAGACCUAUCGAGAACCCGGACCCUAGCUUGUUCGCAAUGGAAAUCAGAAACUGCGCUGGCGGCAGCGUAUCGCUUGGAUUAUGGAACGCAAAGGGCCAACGCACACGAGAAAUGCACGUCCCAGUACCCGCCGACACAGCAUCCCUUGGCUUAUCGCUACAAUACGCUCCAAUCUCCGUUGCUACAAACAUCUGGCAUGUGCUUGACGUCCCAGCCAACUCGCCAGCUGACCUAGGCGGUCUUCUCCCCUAUAGCGACUACAUUAUCGGAAGCCCUGAAGGGACCCUCCGUGGUGAGGGAGCUCUGGGCGAAAUCGUCGAAGACUACAUCGGCCGACCGCUGAGAUUAUACGUAUACAACAACGAACAAGAUGUAACAAGAGAGAUUACAAUAACUCCCAGCCGCGGAUGGGGAGGCCAAGGUGCCAUUGGCUGCACACUCGGUUACGGUGCUCUUCAUAGACUACCUGCGCCGCUGAGCGAACCAGUCAAUGCCCCAGGAGAGACGAUGUUUGAUGGCGCCAUGAACGAGAAGACUGAAUUCAUCCUUAAUGCACCGGAAGACAGCGGGAUGCUAUCCACAGAAAGUAGCUACGUCGUUCCAGCGCAGAUGGUGAACUCUGGCGUCGUCGUGGCGGAUGGUCCCCCCAAGGGAGGCAAAAAGAAGGACCGCACUGUGCCUAAAAACAACAACCUCAUGGAUGAUUAUUUCAAGGAAGAAGAGGCCAAGAGUCGCGAACUGGACCAUGUCCCCCAGACACAGAGUCCUGCCAACGGAGUUGCACCUCCUCCUAAGGGUCCUCCCAAGGCUGGCGAAACGUCAUCGUAGUUGUGACCAAUGUAUAUCACGCGGAGUUCUUGGUAGAUUGUUCAUACAUAUUUUUAAUUUUACUUUAUUUUCAGUGUCUAUUUGACUUGUCCCAUAGUCAGUCAGUAGUAUUUUUAUAUUGUACAAGGCCCUGUAUUGCUCCCCAAGUUUUGCCAUCUAGUUGAUGAAGUUGAUGCAGAAGACGUGCAGGAUAAGACUGCAGACGACGAAAUCGGCAAAGGCUCUGUAAGAAACGGUUAGAUUAGGCUCUGAAAUGGAAGUUAGCGUCGGGAUAUGGGUCGUAAUGCGUACCUUUCCGGGGAGACAGAUGGGAACUCGGACUUGGUAUCGUUGGUUUGUACGCGGAGGGAGACUAGAUGUUCAGAUUAGCUUUGGACGAGACAGCAGUAUCCAGGAUACUUACCAGCAAGAACAAACUGUCCUACUGUAGCAGAGAAGCCGGAAAGGAAAGCGUUGAAAGGCUAUAUUUGAGCUGUUAGUAAACCAGAUGUCUCUGCAGUCUCUCUGAAGACGUACAUAGUUGCCUGCAAGAACGCAGUAGAGGAACUGAAGGGCGCCGACGGUAACAAGGAAGACCAGGAAGGCAUCAAUGAGCUUCGUGCGCUGUGUAGUCUCGUUGAUGUAAUGGUUGUAAAUGUUCUGGAGGACAACGUCCCAGGAGGCAGCGCCAGCGCUGGGUUUCGGGGAGACGGGCGCGGACUUGACGACGGGCGAGGCCUUGGUGACGGGCGAUGCGGCAGCCGACGGCGUGGAUUCGCGAGCAUUCUUCUUGGGCGCCAUUGUGUAUUGUGUCGAGAACAAUUGUUUGCUAAAUGGCGAUUGUGGUGGUUGAAUUGUGCUGAAUGAUGUUCAGGAGAUUCGCC